AAUAAAAAUUAUUUUGCAUAAAAAUAAUUCCGUUUAUUUUUGGAGAAAUAUACUGAGAUAUUCGGUCAAGCGGUCAGCUUAUUCACGCACGGCUGGUCGCAAAAUUUAGAUUUGUUUCCCGGUUUAUUCAAUGUUACUUUAUACAAACAUGAAAAGGAACCAGGCGGGCAAUCAAGUAAAUCCGAUUCACGUGCAACCUUUUCAGUUGAAAAACUACAUUCGACGAGUACGCUAGCUAGAAUCUACUAGAAAUUACACGUUGACAAUUAUUUUUGUUAAUUCCAACGUUAACGAAUUAUGCCACGUGGUGUAAGAGGGAGACUUCGCGGUCGUAUCCCAAACAGACAGGUAAGAGCUCAUCCACAACCUGCUAACAACAGAGGAAACAGAGCUCGCUCACCGGACAGGGCGCCGGUUCAGGCCCCGGCACGUGCCGACGACAGACAGGAACCAGAUAGAGUUUUGAGAGGCAACAGGGCACGCCUUCAUGUUCCGCCACCGGUACAACCACAAGCGAAUGUUGCUCAAGGAUUCGAACCGGAAAAUCCGCGAGCAGAUGGGGCCGACGAACAGGGAGAUUAUCCACGAAGGAAUGAGGCCGAUGAACAGAGGGGCAACAGGCGGGGCACCCCGCCUGCUGCGAACGCCGAACGACCCAGACAUAGCCGGAAACGAGGGCGAGAUGAGCUGGAGCUGGACGAAGUCACAGAACAUCCACUGCUGCAGAACGAUGCGGACGUAUGGGUUUUAGGGGAUUCUAUUCCCUACUGGGCCGGUGUCCGUGCUGAGAAAACCGGAAAACCUAACCUGAGACUUCAGGAUAUACAGAUAGGCUGGUGGGGUGUGCGAGGACUGGGUUGGCAAGGAUUCAGACAUCAGGUGGAAGCUCAAGUUCUCCUGUGCCUGCCACCAAAAAUGAUAAUAGUAAGCCUAGGUGGGAACGAUUUAACUAACAUUAAAACCCCUGGAAUUAGAGAAAUUAUCCAAAGGGAAGUUUCCUACCUAAGGGAUGCUCUCCCAAAUACAGUGAUUGUUUGGAUGGAUAUCCUUCAACGGCGUGUAUGGAAGGGUGCAAGGGAUGGGCAUAAAACUUUAGAACAAAAAAGAAAGCGUUUAAAUCGUUUGGGCCGUAGAAUUGUACUGGAGUCCGGAAAUGGUGAUGUCAUAAUGCCUGACAUCGACAGUAGCACCAACUUCUACCGCAGUGACGGUGUACAUUUAAAUGAUGUUGGAUUGGAGUUCUACCUUGAUUACAUUAAAGAUGUCAUUUCUAAACACUGUUCAACUUAAAUAAAAUAGAAGUAACAUCUAAAUAACGUUUAUCGUUUUGUGUUUUCUUCUGAUACAUGUAUACUAACCAAUCAGUUAGGUCCUCUAUUAUAUAAUUAUCAAAGGCUUACCAGAAUUUUGGGGGAUAAAUUGAAAUGCAAUUUAUUGUGGCCGAAAAUUCUGUCGACUCGGGAGGUGAUCGGACGUACUUUAUAAGACGUAAAUUUCUUAAUGGUAAAUAUUUACAUACACUUUCAAUAUUUUAUUAAUUAAAAACUCGAAGUCCGGUUUCGGUAAAAGUUCGGGCACCCGAGCAGAACGGAAACUGGAAUUCGGGCAAUAGAAAUUGUUCGGGUCAGUGGCAAGUGUCGUCUGUUGCGGUUUACGGAGUGUCUGUAUAUAGAUUCCAACUUUCAAAUAAGUCGGGUGUAAUUGCAUAGGUAUUGUCCUAGUACUGAGGUAAUACCUACAUAGCCUUGCUUGUGUCUAUCUUGCCUUGCGUCCGUCGUAGCCUCGCUUUGAUAACUUUCCCGACUGGUAUCUAAAGGUUAUUGAACAGUCUCCUUGCAUGGAUUUGCUUAGCGUAAACCAAUGUAAAUUUUGCCUUGCGUCCGUUGUAGCCUUUACAUAGACGGCGGUGUGUGCUAUAUCUUGCCUCGAUAAAUUUUGCUUAUACGGGUAUUUCAUAUUAGGCAGGUGCGUCCGGUCUCCUUCCGGUCGACUGAAAAACUUACCUUUUCUGAGUGGCCACAACAUGCCAUUUCUUUAGUGAUAAUAAGUCAGAAUAUACUUAAACUUUACUUAAAAUUCUGAUAUGAUCUCGUGUAUUAUCGCAAACUUAUUAUUGUUACGUCUUAAAUGAGAUAGUUGAUCAAUGUUCUGUAACUUUCUUUGCAGGGCACCCUGCAAUUUUAGUAAAUAAAUGGUUAUUUCUAAUUUUAACGUUUGUUUAGUUCUAUAUUUCGAAUGAUAAAAUAAUGAAUCCUAUUCAGAUA
Messenger RNA from Mercenaria mercenaria, 2264 nucleotides. RefSeq lists its product as uncharacterized. Lineage: Eukaryota; Metazoa; Mollusca; Bivalvia; Venerida; Veneridae. The record is from RefSeq and is a predicted model, not a curated record. Bases 298 to 1290 code for a protein of 330 amino acids. The transcript is spliced from 2 exons.